AUGCGCGGCUCCUGGGACGAGUCCACGACGGCGGCGCUCCACGCGCGCAUCCUGGAGGCGCAUCGCGGGCCCGCGGCGCCCGAGCGAGCCGCCGCCGAGCCCGCUUGCACUGAGCCGCCGCUCUCUAUCUCCUCGCUCGAGCUGGCCGCUCCGACUCCUCUGCUGCCGCUGCCUACGCUCUCCUUCAGUGCCGCUCAAGUGGCGACCGUCUGUGAGACCCUGGAAGAGAGUGGAGAUGUGGAACGACUGGCGCGAUUCCUGUGGUCGUUACCCGUCGCUCAUCCUAAUGUCGCCGAGUUGGAACGCUGCGAAGCCGUCCUCAGAGCGCGAGCGGUUGUGGCGUUUCACGCCGGACGUCACAGAGAACUCUACUCGAUCUUGGAGCGGCAUAGAUUUCAGCGUUCAAGCCACGCAAAGCUACAGGCUCUUUGGCUGGAAGCGCAUUACCAAGAAGCGGAACGAUUGCGCGGUCGCCCUCUCGGUCCAGUCGACAAGUACAGAGUCAGGAAGAAGUUUCCGCUGCCUAGAACGAUUUGGGAUGGCGAACAAAAAACGCACUGUUUUAAAGAGAGGACGAGGUCUCUGUUGAGGGAGUGGUACCUGCAAGAUCCUUAUCCGAAUCCAACGAAGAAAAGGGAAUUAGCCGCGGCGACGGGGUUAACGCCGACGCAAGUCGGCAACUGGUUCAAGAACCGGCGGCAAAGAGACCGCGCGGCCGCCGCAAAGAAUAGAUCCGCAGUUCUGGGCAGAGGUUUUGCGUCUUCCUCGACUUACGACGAAGAUUCAGCCGACUCGGAGAUCAACGUGGACGAAGAGUGA
Molecule: messenger RNA, 819 nt
Organism: Pieris macdunnoughi
Lineage: Eukaryota; Metazoa; Arthropoda; Insecta; Lepidoptera; Pieridae
Source: the annotation of a GenBank genome assembly